UUGGUCUGUCUAAGUUCAGUCGGUCAGUCGGUCUGUGUGUAGUUGGUCGGUCUAAGAGGGACAGAGACUUGGAGCUGGCGGCCCGGAUCGGUCAGUCGCUCCUGCAGAGGAAUCACCUCCUGCAGGAGCGCAACGAGGCCCUGGACGAGCAGUUGGCUCAAGCCGUCGACCAGGUUCACCAGCUGCAGCAUGAGCUCAGCAAGAAGGACGAGCUGCUCCGUAUGGUGGCCAACGCCUCGGAGGAAAGCGAGACCGACUCCAGCAUCUCCACGCCUCAGCUACAGCCGCAGCUGCCCGGAGGAAGCGUCACUGCCGCCGCUGCUCUCAGCCAGCUGGAGUCUCUGCAGAACAAGCUGCAGGACCUGGAGGAGGAGAACCAGGCGCUGAGGACCGAGGCUUGUCAGCUGAAAAAAGACACGGUGACGUAUGAGGAGAAGGAGCAGCAGCUCGUGAGCGACUGCGUGAAGGAGCUCCGGGAGUCCAACAGCCAGAUGGUGUCUCUGACGGACGAACUGGCUCAGAAGAACGAGGCGCUGCUCAGACACCAGGAGGAAAUCGCGCAGCUGCUCGCACAGAUAGUCGAGCUGCAGCACAGAGUGAAGGAGCUGGCUCUGGAGAAAGAGGAGCUGAGGAUCCAUCUGCAGGCCUCCAAAGACGCCCAGAGACAGCUCACAGCUGAGCUGAACGAGCUUUCAGACCGGAAUGCUGAGUGUGUAGAAAUGCUUCACGAAUCCCAGGAGGAGAUCAAAGAGCUUCGCAAUAGAAACACUCCGUCCUCUGGGAUGAGACGUCACUUCUCGUAUGGACUCUACCCCAUGGACUCCUUGGCAGCAGAGAUUGAAGGAACCAUGAGGAGGGAGCUGAGCGUUGAGGAGGAGACAGCCUUUCAGGACCAAAGGUGAGAGAUAUGACUGUCAGAAAGAUAGUGAUGAUAGAGGAGCCGCAACAGAACUUUAAACAAAAAGAAAAAAAACAA
Molecule: messenger RNA, 976 nt
Organism: Oryzias melastigma (Indian medaka)
Lineage: Eukaryota; Metazoa; Chordata; Actinopteri; Beloniformes; Adrianichthyidae
Product: trafficking kinesin-binding protein 2
Exons: 7
Biological process (GO): neurogenesis; anterograde axonal transport of mitochondrion
Cellular component (GO): dendrite
Molecular function (GO): GABA receptor binding
Source: RefSeq, a predicted model, not a curated record